UGGUAUGGUAAAUAGUAAAUUGGUAUUUCGAUACAUAAAAUCAAGUGUAAUCAAAUAGAAAAUGGAAGUACCAAAAAAAGAAUUUAGCGAGAAAACGUGUAAACUAGAAAUAGAGUAUAAUGAAUUUGAUGAUUCUCUUUUGGAUGGCUUUAAAUGUGAAAUACCAGAGGAAUCCAAUAGACACACUUCACAUGACACAUAUGAUUAUUUAGACUUAAAGGAAUGUUCCAUAAAUACUGAAAUAGAACAACAUGGACAUAAAAUAAACCUAUUUGAAGAAAACCAAAAAACUGAAAAAGGUUAUGUCCAAGAUGAACAAAAAAUGGAAAUUAUGGAGACACUAAUUGAAGAUUCAUAUUAUGAAAGCAAUUAUGCAAGCCAACACUCCAAAAGAAAAACAUUAAAUGAAAAUAUGAAAGUUGCAACUGGCGAAAAUCCUUAUGAGUGUGAAAUUUGUUUUAAGCAAUUUAGUCGAGCAGAUCGUCUGAAAACACAUUUGAAAGUGCACACUGGAGAAAAAUCUUACAAGUGUAAAAUUUGUUUUAAGCAAUAUAGUCGAGCACAUUAUUUGAAAACACAUUUGAGAUUGCACACUGGAGAAAAAGCUUACAAGUGUGAAAUUUGUUUUAAGCAGUUUAGUACUAAAAGUAUUUUAAAAAUACAUUUGAGGGUGCACACUGGAGAAAAAUCUUACAAGUGUGACAUUUGUUUUAAGCUAUUUAGUCAAGCAGAUAAUUUGAAAACACAUUUGAGAGUGCACACUGGAGAAAAAUCUUACAAGUGUGAAAUUUGUUUUAAACAAUUUAGUCGAGCAGAUUAUUUGAAAAUACAUUUGAGAGUGCAUACUGGAGAAAAAUCUUACAAGUGUGAAAUUUGUUUUAGGCAAUUUAGUCAAGCAGGUCAGUUGACAACACAUUUGAGAGUGCACUCUGGAGAAAAACCUCACAAGUGUGAAAUUUGUUUUAAACAAUUUACUCGAGCAGAUAAUUUGAAAACACAUGUGAGAGUGCACACUGGAGAAAAAUCUUACAAGUGUGAAAUUUGUUUUAAACAAUUUAGUCGAGCAAAUCAUUUGAAAACACAUUUGAGAGUGCACACUGGAGAAAAAUCUUACAAGUGUGAAAUUUGUUUUAAGCAGUUUAGUACUAAAAGUAAUUUCAAAAUACAUUUGAAAGUGCAUACUGGAGAAAAAGCUUGCAAAUGUGAAAUUUGUUUUAAGCAAUUUAGUCGAGUAGGUUAUUUGAAAACACAUUUGAGAGUGCACACUGGAGAAAAAUCUCCCAAGAAAAAAGUGUGAAAUUAAUCACAAGUAACCAAUCUAACUGAUCCUCACUUGUUAAUUUUAUUUACGUUCUAUGAGUCUUUUUACUUUUUGAAAAGAUUUCACUGCGACUUCAUCUUUAUUUCUUCUUCUCUUAAACCACGGAAAAAAGUAAAGUUAAUUGAAUUUAUGUCUUUUAAUUUUGUUACUUCUUGUUACUUUUGUUCUUCUUUGUUACUUUUUUACUACUUGUUUAAUUUUGACAAAAAUCUUUUUGAUACGGAAAGGGAUUACUCCAAACAUAAACAUAUUAGUAAAUGGCAAAAUAAUGGAUCUAGAUAUCUGCAUAAAUGAAACCUUGGGCUUAAAACAAAAAGUCAGAUGUAGAAUAGCCAACCUACAUUUGAGACGGCACCUAAAGAAGAAAUUUGGAGGUUGGGUUAGUAUUUUAUAAAUCAAAAUUUACUUUUCUAAGUAUUUGUGACCGGAUGGAGUCCAGAGCUUGCAAUCUCCGAAGCGGAAUCAGCUAGAAGGCUAUUUUUUAAUACAUAUGUAAUAUCAUUAUGCCAAUAAUAAUAGAUAUAUGUAUAAAGUAUUGUAA
Molecule: messenger RNA, 1862 nt
Organism: Diabrotica balteata
Lineage: Eukaryota; Metazoa; Arthropoda; Insecta; Coleoptera; Chrysomelidae
Source: the annotation of a GenBank genome assembly